CUGAGGGAAUGUUGCACAGUGGCGCCGCUGCUCCCGCAGUCUCACAUGGAACUUAGGGCUGAGGGAUAGCGCCCCAUUCAUUACUCCAGCGGGUUAAUGUCCUUCCUUUCCCUGGAGGAAAAUGGCUGAAUCUGAGGGGGAAAGGCUGGACCUAAGCUUCCUGGACAGUGAGGAAGCGGAUAAGAUUUUGCGGGUGCUGCAGAGGGACGAGCAACUCCGUAACACUGAGAAGCAGCGAGUCCGCAAGCUCCAGGGAAAAAAGAAAGACGGGAAAUGGUUACACGCCGCGUCCGGAGAAUGGUUUGAGGAAAUCCAGAAAGAGAAGUAUAAGGAGGAGCGCGAUGUAAGGAGCCUGGUGAGGCAGCCCCUUGCCUGUCGGCUGCAGGAGACGAGCCCUCUAACUGAGUCGGUCGAUUCUAAAAUGUCAAGACUGGAAAAGUCGCCAUCCUCUAAGAAUGUUAACUCCGGGCCUUCAUUUCUUGGCAUCCGAUCUCCGUUCUCUUUCUUUGGAAAAUUUUCAAAACAAAAUACAAAGCUACAAGAGAGAAAUGACAUAUUUCCUCAGACCAAGGGAACGCGCAAUGAAGAAAAGAAAAAGGCUGAAUUCUUCCAUUCUACCAGGAGUGUAAGACAGACAAUAAAAUUCUUUGAAACCAUUGGAAAGAAGACCAAAGAACACAAAGUCCCACUGACCCAUGCUGAAAUUGAAAAAGAGGCGUUUGAAGUUUUAGGAGAGUUGGACAAGAAACUAGCACAAGAGAAGGGCCAACAAGCUAAGAACAACAGAAGUGCGACAAGCCUAUGGUCAGACAGUCAUCCUAAGGAUGGUGGUUCUCUUCACAACAUGCCAAAGCCCAGGACUGAAUGUAGCACUUUAUAUUUCCAAGAAAAGCCUCAAACUGUAUCAAUAAGUGAAGGCUAUAGAACGUGUGCCACCUACCUGGCUCCAAGGCAUCAACUUUCACAGAACAAUAAAGUGGAAAAAAGUCCUUCCCUGUGUUCAGCUGUGUCAAGUAAAGCACCCAGUUCUGCUCCCAGUGCUGGUACAUUUUCUGCAAAAAGUCUGCCACCGCUAAUGAUUGAGAAGAACAGCCCUGAGCAACAGAAGAAUAGGUUUCAUAAACCUAGGAGGCCGCCUAUCUCCUCUGUCAACUGGAAUAUGGUGCCAACUCUUGAUCACAGCGAGAAGCACCACAGUGUCUUCAGGACUCAGUCUGACAUGGACCUUACUAACCCAAACCGAAUGUAUGAACUGUACAGAAACAGAAACUCUCACAGGGAACCUGAAUUUAAUAAGGUCAAUACAACAAAUGUAAACGCAGAAGUUUUCCACAAUAAAAAUAUCUUAUCCGAGGUGCAAAAAACACAUAAUGGACUUUUCAGGACUCAGUCUGACUUGGAUCUUUCCAGUCACAAUGACUCUUCUAAACAAAACCGCAUUUAUAAACUUUACAAAUUCAAAAACAAAUUUAGGUUAAACAACAAUGACUCUAAUAACGCAAAUUCUGUAAAAACUCUUAAAAGUAAUUGCCAAGUCAGCCCCACUGGGGUGCACAAAUCGGACUCUAGUGUCUCAAUUUCAGGAAAAAAUAUAGAGGAAGGCGGCAACAGAGUUUGGGAGCAGGAAGACAAAGAAAAUGCUUUUAAAUCUACUGAAAUGGAGCCUAAACAUUUCCCUGUUCCUUCUAGCAAGAAAUAUCACAGAAAACCCAUGGAAACUGAAUGUGGGGAUAAAGGCACAAAGCAUUCAACAAGAAGCAUAAGGCAGAGCAAUUUAGCAAUAGAGGCCACAUUGAAUACUAAUGGCAGCAACAAACACAAGAUCCCAUGUGACAUGCAAGCCAACACAGCAAAAGUAAUACAAGAAGAUCUAACUGUGGGUAGCGAGAGGAGUAAAACAAGCAAAGAGUUAUCACUGGAUGAAACCGAUUCAGCCAUCUCCCAUCUUGCCCACAACAUACAAGAACAAAAGCAACUUGGCUUACCGCUAAGUGAUAAGCCUGAGUGUGACAUGAAAGUGAAUGCACGGCAGGAGUCCAUUGAACCCAAAAGCCUUCUUUUGCCUGAGGUGUUAAAUGUUGUUCCCCAGUCACGCAUGCAACAUAAUACCCUUCAUUCUGGUGCAACACAUACAAACAAAGAGGCAACUUCUUUCAUAAAUCUAAAUAUAGAUACAAAUUUCACAGAGCCUGUUAGAAAAACAAUUACUCCAGAAAAUGCCCAUGCAAUUGAGGUUUUUAGAAACUGUGCUGCCCAAGAUUACAAACACGAAGACCAAAUGAUUGGGGGGAAUAUCUAUGGAUUUCAUUCUGAUGCCCUAAGAACACAGAUCAGAAACUCAUCCUCUCUUCCUGAUUUAAGUGACUGGAGGGAAAAAGACACUAUACCAACCCAUCUGAAGUCCACCGAUUUUAAUCUUGGAAAUAUCCAUUUUAGUAUUAAUCUGGGCACAGCUUCAAUAAACAGAUCUGAAAAACCCAAAGAACCUUUAUUGAGCACCAACAUUUCUAGAGACAACAUUCAAGCUGUAUCUGAUAUGACAUGUGGCAAACAAGAAAAAUGCCCAACUGUAACGUCACAAAGGUUAGCACAACUUGCUGUACAGUCUUGCAAUGUCACAACCAAAAGCACAACAGAACAAAGCGAGGGAAUGAGAACUGUGUCACACACAAGAGAUCCAUUACAAGAGGAAAUGCCUAGAACCAUCCAUCAAAAUGAAUUAAAUAAUAUACAAAAGAGAGGGCAAGGUCAUUCAGAAUCUUCUGUCAAAGGAAUAAUUAUGGAUUUUGGACAGAAGAAAGCUGAUAAUAAUAACAACAGACAGUCGAGAAUAGCAGAAUCAUCGCAUAACCUGAUGACGCAGGAUAGAACGUCAAAUCACAUUACAAAUGGCAGGCAGUUUGACAUGGGGCCUGGGAAAGGUGUCUUGGAGCAAACACACCCACAGAUUCAUAGUGCUCUAGUUACAAACGAUUACCAGAUAUUUAAUAGCCAGGAUAACAAUGGCAAGAAGAAAGAAAGCCUGUACAGCAAGGGCAUUGUGCAGAGCCGCAGAGGAACUCCUUCUUCAGCUAAUGGUGUGCCUCUGAGUUUCCAGACUAUAACAAGUGGACAAAGUUCCAACACAGAAAAUCUUGCCAAACCAGAAAUAAAAACUAAAAGUAACUUCAACCAAAACCUGAUAAAUAAUGUCCGUAACAAAUAUGCUAUAACUGAGGGUGUGCACCCAGCAAAGCUAUCCGAAUCUUCAGUCAUGUCUCCUUUUUAUAAUCAAAGUGAAGAUUUACCAGAUGAUAUUUGUAACAUGUCAAUAAGUCCACCUAUUACCCGGAACGUUAACCUGGUAAAACAGCAUUUGACUCCAUCUCCAGAAGUUUUCAGACAAAACAUUACAUCUCAGUCCUUUUGCUCUGCAACUUCUGUAGGAGUCAAUUCUGUGACUACUUGUAGUACAAACUAUCCAAAUUCUUGUACAUCAUUCUCCUUUUCAACAGUGUUCGAGAACACUAAGGUCUACAACAACAGAGGUUAUGUUCUGUCUGAUAUUGAAAAGACCGAGUACCACAAGCUGGUUACAGUUUACAACAGCCUUCCCCAUCAAGAUGAGGUAGGUUUAUUUCCUGAAGAUAUAAGAAACAAGGUUCAGGCACUGGAAUUUAAUAGAACUUCUUCUGAUCAGCUGGAAAAUAUUAUACCUAGUUGUGAUGAAUUUGAUGAGAGAAGUAGUUAUCCGCAACAGGACAUGUGGGAACCAUCAUCCCCCUACAACAUAGAACACAUACCACUUAAACAAGGACUGAUGUCCUUUUCAGAUGAAGAAUCUCUGUCUUAUGAUAUUGAGGACAGACUCACUGAUUUGCCUUUAUCUCAAGGACAUCCGUCUCACUUCCAUUCUGGGUCUCCUACUAAGCACAAGUGGGACUUUUAUUAUACGUUGCCAAGCCGGAGAAGUCAUCAAAGGGAUUUUGGGAAGCGUCUUCAAAAACAUAGCAACCUGCACUGUGAAAACAAUAUUUAUUCUCCCGACAAGGCUGAACCUCCAAUACAAACCUCUCCUGAUCAUUCCUUUGAUCCCAACUUCUGGAAGGAUAACCUUGAUUAUUCACCUACGUUACUUGCCAGUUAUGAGAAAGACAAUAUAAAUAAUCUUAUAAACAGUGAUAAUCUGAUACGUAAUCAAAAUGCUUCCCAUUGCAAAGGCGUGCCACAGGAUAAAAAGCUUUCUCCUCUCAACUCCAAAGAAACAAAAGUUUUCAACCCACCCAAGCUCAAGUACAGUAAGAUCUCCAGCUCACCAAGCAUCGAACCACUCAUGCAAAACCAGGCAAAUUUCAGCAAAGUGAGUGAAAUGUUACAUCGAAACAAACCUCCAUACUGUCCGGAAUAUAUUCAAAAUAAAAUGAAGGCUCUUACUGAUACUAGGAGGUUUCUUUAUUCCUGUGACGACACUGGUCCACCAGAAAAUGAAUUUAGCAGUUUGCCGUCCAUGGAACAAUUUGAUAGCAGCACUAGGAUGAACGAUGGCACAAACUCCCCAUAUGUGUUCUAUUCAAUGAAUGACAAGUAUCAGAAUCCCUUGGACCCACAAUUGCAAGAAUGGGGGGACCAAACCAACAACCAGCACUCAAACUUGCACCGAUCAAAAAGUUUAAAAGGGUUGAAUGUAGGAGACAAACACGAGCUGACGAAACAAAAGACUGAUCGUCGGUAUUCCUCAAAGAGCACUGGUGGAAUGCUCAGUAAUGUACGUCCCUCUGUAUGCAAAGAUGUCCACGAUACGAAGUAUAAUAGACAAUUGUCACAUGAUCUGAUUAGGGACGAAAAUCACAACUGUCCAAGUACUACAACAAGCUACCCCCACAAACCUGUAUAUACCUCUAAGUCUCUUGAUUAUGGUAUAUUUGGGGAGGAGCAGCAAAAGGCUUUUUUGGACAAUGUAAAAAGAGCGCUCACAGAAGGCAGGCUUUGGAGACCUUGUUUUCUUAAAAACCCUGGCUUUCUGAGAAGUGACGCACACCAGCAUCGCAAUUCUCAAGGUCCACGAUACCAUUCUGAUGGAGAUUCACCCUAUCUACUGUGUCCCCAGGGUUUCCUCAAUAUAUAUGAAGAUGAGGCUGUCAAUCGUUCCGACCCUGAAACAGAUACAACUACGGACGAUGAGUAUUACUUGGAUGACUUAGAUAGAGAGACAGAACUCUAAGAGCCAUACCUCUAUAGACAAGGUUGUCGAAAUGUCUAAAUGCUUCUAUUAUGUCCAGAGAUUGCAUCCAAAGGAUGCCUUAAUGCUUGUUUGUCUCUAUGUAUAUAUUAUAUAUGUGCAAUACUGGAACUAAAUAUGAAUUUGAGUCCAGCUUUUCUAAUCUAAUCAAAGGACCAAUUGCAGCUUCUACAGAGGGAAGGCAUGACUUUCACUUAUAGCCACAGAUGAUGGUGAGUUAAUAUUCCAUGUUGCAGGGACACAUACUAUAGCCAAAGCACUUCUAAAAGGGUUCUUAUUCUACGUGACUUAAUGGUAUCAGAUGUGAUUUUCUUCUGUGAUCUUCGUUAUCUGUGUUUGACCUGUUUCUGUGACUUUGUUUCCACAUAUAUAGCCUGCUUAUAAUAAGAGUUUCUCUUUGAGUCGUGGCACCUGUAGAUGACUUGCAUUUCUCGACAUUACCUAGCAGGCUACGGUAUGCUGGGACUUGAAGUCGUACAGAUGGAGAGCCAUAAUGCAAUGUAUUACUGUCUCAUUCAGUAGAUAGAUAGGUUAACGAAACUGUCAGAAAUGGUGAAAAACAUACGUAACCCAUCACCUUAACAUGGCAUCCAAAGGGCAGCCUUGCAGUUGAAAUAGUCAAGGGAGAAUGGUGUGAGCUAGCCCUUUGGCUACCAUGUUGACCUUCACACACACAUACUAUUUUUUGUGCAGGCUUGCUAUAGCUAUUCUUAAGGAUGUCAGAGUAUUUUUACUGAAACAUUGGCCAUAUAUAAAUACUACCAUGUAAAGUACAUGACAUGGCAGUGUACCACGGUCCAUGGACCUCUCCCAAAAGGCAAAUAAAUUAGCCAAUGACUGACCCAAUUAGCAUUACUAGAUACACUGACAAACUGCUGUGUGAUAUAGUAACCAUAUUAAUAGUAUUAUAUAUUCCGUCCCCUGCAGACUGGGGAAAAAAUGAUUUUUGCUUUGCAGGAAACGAAAUGUAAUACCCUUGAAACAAAUGAGACCAUGACAUGGACAAGGUAUAUGACUCUGUGAGUUAUGUUUCAAUAGGUUGCUUGUGGCAGUUUUCCCACUGGGUUGUACAUGUAGAUGAGUUUGGUCUUUGAUAUGAAAUAAAAUGUCCACAAACAGACGAAUGGAAACACUGCCCAGAGGGCUCGUCUGAGCACUUUUACAUUAUAUGUGGUCUAAAUGAGCAGUUUUUACAUUGAUAACAGAAUGACUUUAAAACUACAGUGCCACCUGCUGUUCUUAUUGGCUCCCUGCUCACGGUCAGCAGGAAGUUACAUUAGUGAGAAGAGGAAAGUCUUGUGGUGGUGUUCAAGACUUUUCAUUAAAUUAUGCCAAUGAGCAAAGAGAAAUCGUGUGAUAUCUCUCUGGUCAGGUCUAAGUAGAGCAACAUUGCAAGACUUUUAGUCUUCUCACGAAGUGCAGACUAUGAACAGCAGGUGGCGCUCUUUCAAAUUCAUCACAGUGGCAAUGUAAAAACUCCUAUUGUCUCUUAAACUAGGAGAGAAAAUUGCAAUGUAAAUUGAAAAAAAAAGUGCCCAGAGCCUUCUAAAAGGUGUUACAUUCACAUAAUCCAAUACCUUUGUGUAUUGCAUGGUGUAUAACACACAGAGUAGGCCUUUCAUAGUCAGAGCUAAGCUGCCUUUGUACAGAAUGAGAAGGUACCAGCUAUUUCUACUUAGGUCACAGUACUGAUACAUACAGUAGACUAUGGCAGUUUUGCACAUCAACUGAUCCUGAAGUGAACAAAAUGAGCAAAUAUAUCAUUUAAACAAAAGUCAUUGGCAAUUGGUUUCCCUUGCAGCAGUGGGGAUUGUCACACAACACUGUAGCACCAGCUAGAAACAGUCACUUCCAGCAGAAGCCAUAUUGUUACUGGGAGAACCCCCUAAAUCCCCUUAUGGGGCGUGUAUAUAUAAUUAUGUAUAUUUGUCUCUGUCCAGUAAAAAGUGGGUUUAUUUAUGUUGGAUUUGUGGAAUCUGAACUCUGUGCAAUAUGAUGAGAAAAAAAGGAUAUAUUUUUGUUGUUUAAUAAAUUAAAUGGAGCACUUAA
This is a messenger RNA of Xenopus tropicalis (tropical clawed frog), 7267 nucleotides long. It is a transcript of the gene exph5, whose product is annotated as exophilin 5. Gene Ontology annotation, molecular function: small GTPase binding. The record is from RefSeq and is a predicted model, not a curated record. The transcript has 6 exons. Gene Ontology annotation, biological process: intracellular protein transport. Bases 122 to 5200 code for a protein of 1692 amino acids. Lineage: Eukaryota; Metazoa; Chordata; Amphibia; Anura; Pipidae.